GCCAUCCUGCUUGGCACCCCCCCCCCGGCUCUCCGAUAGUUGGUGACCCACCGCUUAUCUGGAAUAAAAAGGUACAGAGAAAAUAUUAUUCCGGGUAUUUCGUCACGCAACCCCCUGACGGGUGGUUUGUAUAAAGUGGGAUGGCGCCCUCAGGUUGGAAUUGUUUUUCCAACGGUGGCAUCAAACUUUCAAGCGAGCAAAAGAGGAGAAGCAAGAUGACAUCUUCGGUUGAUCCCACAAGAGCCAUAACGGAGGAGGAGCCUUGUGAGUUUUUUUCUCGCCCUCUUCCCCUUCUACCAUCCUGGAAGCUCGAUUGGGAAUGAGGAAUUUUCUAACAUUCUUCAAGUCCAGGUUAAUCAGUCGAAACAGACGAGUAACCUUCGCGCGACUCAAUUUAAGGACCAGUACGGGAACCCCAUAGGUGCGUUCUCCCCAAUUCCCCGCUAACAUAGCUCCUCGCUGUUUGUCUCACCUCGCGGUCGCGGUGCUGACGUUGCCUCGCGAAGCAGCUGAACCGGAUCUGAGCAACCCGACCAGAAACCGUUGGGAGCGACCGCUUGAUACAAUUCGUGCCUUUGAAGACGCCAUUUACAAGGAGCACCGACGUACGUCUUCCCACGGGGGAAACCCGAUGCUGCCAUUCUCAAGGCUGCGAUGGGGCACCCUGCUAACUUCUCUUGUCUUGUUAGGCGACCGGGGCACGGACCGGAGGAGCGGCCCUUCGUCAGAGGCUGGGCAUACCGCGGAUAAUCAGCAACGUGAGUCCGUUCCCCUUCCUCCCUAGCUGGGUCCUGGACUGAGAUUUCACCCAGAGAACCACUAUGACUUCCACACUCGGAGCAAUACCAAUACUCCGCGAAACCCUCACUAUGACGUAUACUCCGGGCGUUCUGCAACACCUCGGUCGGGAAUGGAUGGGUAUAUCGCACAUCCCCGCGAAAGUAACCUUUUGGCACUCUCUAACGAACAUGCAGUUACGGGGAACACGAAGUAGGCUAUGGCCGUAUGAAUGCACGCUCACCCAUCUAUAGCGGCAGGAUGUCGCCCCGCAACCACGGGCACCAUCACAAUUACGGUUAUCCCCAGGGUGCGGCGGGUCCAGCACGUUCGGGCUACGAUAGGCGGCAGAAUUAUGACCCGUAUGCGCAUGGCCAUCGCCCCAACAAUAAUGCCGAAGGGAGCGGACAACCGGCGCAAUACAAUGCGCCUAGUCCUGAAAGUUAUCAGUCGAAGCCGGCGUCAAAUUCCUCCGGACCGGACUCUGAUAUUUCGCACGGGUCGACGGGCGGUCACUCCGCCCAGCCCCGACCCGCGGAUAACUAUGGCUUUGCUGGUGAUCAGGGCUCUGGGCAACCCGAGCUGUUUACCACAUCCGCACAACUCUACGAACCUUUAUCGCCUGGGGCAAAUUGGGAUGCGCCAAAGCCUCGCGCACCACCAACGCCGCCAGCCGAGGCGGAUCAGAAAGCACUUCCCUCGCCACCGCCACCCGCACAGCAACCGGAAUCGAGCGCCGCGGCUGAAAAGAGGAAGAGUUGGUUCAAGCGGAAAAUGAACAAAGGCCAGGCUUGAUUGCUGCCUCUUUUCUUUUUUCUUUUUCGCCCGGUGGAAGGGUUUGUGGUUUGGCUUGGUUUCGGGAUCAUGGUUGAGAACUUUUUUGCUGUUUGAGUGCGAGUGUGUGAGUGCAGCUGUAUUUUAUUCGCGUGCUUUCCCCCUGCAGUGUGUCCGCCUUCAGUCCGAUUUCCCCUCGUUUCCGUUUGCUAUUCGGGCGUGAGGCAGGGGGAUCUGAUGACGCGGUGCUCACUUUCAUGGUGAUCUCGAUGGUGCCGAUAUCUUGGCCGUUCAUUAUCUACCGGAGUUUUUUCAUACAGUGCUGUGCCAUGAGCUACGGAUAAUUGGGGGUUAUUCCAAGGAGCCUCCCCUUUUUUCUUCCUUUUUUCUGCUCUUUUCCUGCUUUUCCUCUUCCCCUUGGAGAGUGGGCUUAACGUGGGUGAGGCGGGGGAAUCGGUAAUGGGGGGUGGGCCCAGGAGUUAUCUUUUUGUUUGUUUCCUGUUAUAUACUGUUUAGGGUGGGAUUCUCGUGUUUUCUUGUUUUUCCUUCACCGAUUGUAUCUUUCACUCUCUUACCACUUUGUCUAUGGGUACCUCAUUUCCAGGAUAGCAUUCUUCUUUUUUUGUUUUCCCCCCCUCCGACGACCUCAUCUUUCGCAUUGGGUUGGAAAGUGUUUGUGUAGCAGCAGACUACAGCACUUUAUGUGCGACAAGUUUAAAAUUAAUAUAGUUUAUCUGGAUUGAGUACCUUCUUCAUGUUUGAGUUGGCGGGGUAUGUUGGAAAUAUUGUACUUUUAUAUAGGCGGCAGAUUAUGUGCUAGAGUGGCUACUAUAUCAUAGUUUUCCAUUACACCUCG
Messenger RNA from Tuber aestivum (summer truffle), 2407 nucleotides. The record is from the annotation of a GenBank genome assembly. Lineage: Eukaryota; Fungi; Ascomycota; Pezizomycetes; Pezizales; Tuberaceae.